AUGGCUUUAGAGACAUGCGGAAGCUGUCUGAGUUGUCUGCUGAUACCUCUCGCGCUUUGGAGCAUCGUUGUUAACAUCCUCUUGUACUUCCCCAAUGGGAAAGCUUCACAUGCUGCCAGUUACCAGCUUCCCAACUACGUGUGGUAUUUCGAAGGGAUCUGUUUCUCAGGUGUGAUGAUCCUUCUGCUGGCAGUAGCUCUCAUAGCGCUGGAGUGCAGCGUGUUCUAUCGGUGCUGCCAGAGCGAGAGCUGUAACAAAACCUACCGGAGUUUUAUUUCAAUUGUGCUAGCCCUGCUUGGAGCUGCUUUCUCUGGGUACAGCUGCAUCAUUUUUACCGUGGGGCUGAUCCAAGGCCCCUUCUGCAAUUCGUCAGGUGGCUGGGAUUACAUCUUCAAAGACACUGCCGGAGGGUACCUCACAGAUUACUCUGCCUGGUCACGGUGCACCGAACCCGCUAACAUCGUGGAGUGGAACAUCAUCUUGCUCUCUGUUCUGAUUGCUCUCAGCGGGCUGCAGUUGAUAAUCUGUUCUCUCAAAGUGGCUGCUGAGCUGAAGCGGACACUCUGCGGGACCUAUUCUGUUUUUGUGCAGGUUCAUGAACGCAGAAUGAAGCUGUUCUUCCUAAACUGCUUGCUGGUUUUGUGCUGUUGCCGAGCUGGGGCAGUGAACAGGGAGUACUACAUCGGCAUUACAGAGACAGUGUGGAACUAUGCCCCUGGGAACACCGAUAUCGUAUCUGGACAGCUUUUUGCAGAAGAAGAACACUCAGUGUUGGUGCAGCGACACAGCCAGGUCCCUCCAUCCACAGCGGAGGAGCUGGAUCACUUGUUACAAGACAAGAAGGGUCCUGUGCAGAGUGAGAGUGAUGA
Molecule: messenger RNA, 869 nt
Organism: Pterocles gutturalis (yellow-throated sandgrouse)
Lineage: Eukaryota; Metazoa; Chordata; Aves; Pterocliformes; Pteroclidae
Gene: TM4SF18
Product: transmembrane 4 L six family member 18
Exons: 6
Cellular component (GO): membrane
Source: RefSeq, a predicted model, not a curated record